UAUACGCCCAGCCAACGUAAGCGUUGUUAGUAGGAAGAAGAAGAAGCCGAUUCUGGAAGCCAUUACGUUGCGCACAUUAAUUGAGUAAAUCCUACUAUUUGUGCGUACAAUACGCACAAUUACCUCUCCAAAAGAGCAGUUUCUGCAAUUAUGGCAUCGGUCGCGAAAAAAAGAAAAAUGAAUUUCUCGGAGAGAGAGGUGGAAAUUAUUGUGGAAGAAAUAGAGAAACAAAAGCACACACUGGUUAACCACUUCAAUGCUGGAGUCACCCACAUGGCAAAGAAUAACGCGUGGGUGGAUAUUCUGAAAAAGGUGAACGCUGUCACCACCUGUCCCAGAGAGUUGCCCGAGGUGAAAAAGAAGUGGUCUGACAUGAAGACGGAGGUCCGACGGAAAGUGGCCCAGGCGCGAGCUGCUAUAGAGGGAAUCUCCGCUGACUGCACUCCAGUUCCCGUGAUCCUCACCGCUAUGCAGCAGAGGAUCUGUAACCUCCUGGGGGAGGCCACCAUCAUCAGCUUACCUGCAGGAGACUCGGAUGCUGAGAUAACUUUACCUGUUACAGUGAACGCUGCCGCCACCGUAACACUAGCAGACACUCUUCCAUCGGGCUCAGGUACAGACUGUGAUGAAGCAAAGCCACUCACUGAAACAACUUACCACACCCUAGAGGAUGGAGGCGUAGUGGAGUACUGCACCACCACUGUAGGUGACUCCACUCCCACUGUGGCAGCCGUUGAGGCUCCAGUGGAGAUGCUGGCCUCAUCCUCAGCUUCCCCACCUCCACCUCAGGGUCAGGCCAAACCUCAGGAGCUGAAGAGCCGCAUUGCCCUCAACUCAGCCCGCCUGCUGCAGGAGCAGAGAGUCACCAACGUCCACAUCCGACAGAUUGCCCAGCACCUGGAGGGCCAAAACGAGCUCCUGCAGAUGAUGCGGCGCUCCCAGGAGGCUCAGGCAUUCGCCCAGGAAAGACAGGCCCAGGCCCUGGAAGGUACCCAGGCUGCCCUGCUAGCAUUAGUGCAGAUGCUCAGGCCUGCUCUCAAAGACCUGCGCAAAUUCCUGCAGAGUGGGAAUGAGGUCACAAACCCCAGCAGCUCAGCAGCAGGAGCGAUAGCUGAUGGGGCAGGAACAGAGGAACAGAGCAGGCCCAAAACACCUCCACGUCCUCCACAGCAAGCUGAGGAGACACAAUAGCACUGUGUGUGUGUGUGUGUGUGUGUGUAUGUGUGUGUGUGUGUGUGUGUGUGUGUGUGUGUGUGUGUGUGUGUGUGUGUGUGUGUGUGUGUGCUGCUUCCUUUCUGCAUUGUACAUAGAGGAGUCCUUGCACACAAGCUUCAGAGAACAAUGAAAAGCUUUUUAAAAGUUGCCUUGGGGUGAGCAUGUACAUAAUUUUACUUCUGUUUUAUGAUUCGGAAAAACAGUCGCAGAAGCAGUGAAAAGGUUAUGUUGAACAUUAUUUUUACUUUUUACCGUCUGUCUUUAAUUAGCAGUGAGUUUAUGUUAUUUAAUACAUUGGAUUUGAUAUUGAAAUUGUGUUUUUAAUGCAAUUAUGCAGGUAGUCAUCACCCUGAUGUGGGCUGAACUUUUAAAUCUUAGUUUCUUUAAGUCAUCCUGCAGUUUACCCUGAAUGAAGAAUAAAUCAGUCUUGUUUUAAGACCA
Molecule: messenger RNA, 1656 nt
Organism: Perca fluviatilis (European perch)
Lineage: Eukaryota; Metazoa; Chordata; Actinopteri; Perciformes; Percidae
Gene: naif1
Product: nuclear apoptosis inducing factor 1
Exons: 3
Coding region: 151-1191 (346 amino acids)
Cellular component (GO): nucleus
Source: RefSeq, a predicted model, not a curated record